Messenger RNA from Ruditapes philippinarum (Manila clam), 6111 nucleotides. Its product is annotated as calcium-activated chloride channel regulator 4A-like. The record is from RefSeq and is a predicted model, not a curated record. NCBI's taxonomy places the organism in Eukaryota, Metazoa, Mollusca, Bivalvia, Venerida, Veneridae.
GAUGUAUUUACAAGUGCGUCACAUCUGCUUUUCCAAGCUACCAGACACCAUGUCUACUUUGGUCAAAUUAACAUCAUAUUACCUAAAUCUUGGAGUGCAAAACCAGAAUAUACCGCAAUGAAAGCACGUUCCGAGUUGGAGUCAUACAUAACAGUUGAAGCGGGAAAAUUGAUAUCUCCGCAUACAAAGCGUAGAUUAAAGAAGUGCGGACACGCGGGACGAUACAUGUAUCUCCAUGCUGAUUUCCUACUGGAAGAGGGGAAAACAAAGUGGGGACAUCAUGAAAACGUGUUGGUACAUGAGUGGGGACACUUAAGAUGGGGAUUAUUUGAUGAAUAUCCAUUAGAGAAGAAUAAAAGAUUUUAUUUGGAAGAUGGUGUGUGGCAUCCUACCAGGUGCAGUAAAAAAGUAAAAGGAAUUGUUGGCAUGGGUCAACAAUGUUCAGCAUCACCUUACUGUACAGUUACUGACACAACUGAAGUGAUGGAUAAAGACUGUAAAUUCUGUCCCGAUGAAACCCAAUCACAGUCCAAUUUAAGUUCAUUAAUGGCAUACAACUGGGUAGACGGGGUAUGUGGCAUCACGUUUUACUUCCGAGAAGAACCCCUGCCAGCAGUCACUGAUACAACCCCUGUGUUCAACAUUGUCCGUGAAACUGAUGGUUACCGUGUAUUUGUAUUAGACGUUUCUGGUAGUAUGUCUAUUUUCAGGUUUGUUACCACAGAUUUAAGAGGGUGUGAAAUCAUAGUAAUUUCAGACGGUAAAGACGGCAACACUGCAAACUUUGAUUCUGCUAUGGAGCAUGUUAUCAAUGAGAAAUGUGUCAUACACACCAUUUCUAUUUCCCAAGCAGCAGAUGAAAGAAUGAUAUCCAUGGCAACAAGAACUGGAGGAAUUCAUAUUUCUUACCUUGAAACUGAGACAAUUAAUUUUGCGUCCGUAUUUAUGGGGGUUGUUUCCAAGGGGGUUACACAAGCAGCUAUGGAAUCAACCACGCUUAUAUCGGAGACGGUUGACACUCUCGGUCCAUCACCGUAUACAUUCACUUUUGAUGUAGAUAACAGUGUUGGAAAGAACACUACCGUUAGUGUUCUAAACAAGGUGUCAGGGUCAAUAAAUAUUAAUGUUGAAAGUCCAAAUGGAACCUUAUAUUCACAACAAGCCAAUGGGGACAGUCUUGUAUUAUGUAUUCCCGGGAUAGCAGAGCCCGGACGAUACAAUGCAACAAUCGAAGCAGAAUCCACUUUUGAACACAUUGUUACCUCUGAACCAACUGGACCUGAGGUAGUGCGAGUUGAUUCAUGGAUCAGUCCAGUUAAUUUUGACUUUGUCUCUGGCAAUCUACCUGUUGUGGGAGCUGAUGUAUCGAAAGGGAGAUCUGCUGUUUUAAAUGCAAAUGUGACGGCGAUUAUAGGUACAGGAGUUUCCGUGCCAUUAUUCGACAAUGGACUUGAUCCAGAUGACUUGGCAAAUGAUGGGGCUUAUGCCGGAGUUAUACCAAGAUAUUGUAUUCAAAAUAAUGGUCGCUUAACUGCAAAAGUUAUUGCGCAUGCAGAAGGUGGUACAGCAUCUAUUAAAGAUUCCUUUGGUAUCAGCGCAGGAUAUCAAUAUUCAGAUGAAGAUUUGGAAGAACCAGAAGUUCUCAAAGACAGCUUCCAGCGUGUCUCUCUGCAUAAUGAGAUUCUUGUAUCAAAUUUCUCGCCUGUCAUUGCGAAAACUGACAUCACACCACCAGGCCGUAUCACAGAUGUAGAUGUUAUAGAUAUAACUACAGAAAAAACAAAUUAUGGGGAGAGCAGAAACUUUACUAUUACAUGGACGGCAACGGGAAAUGACGUAAAUAUUGGACAAGCUGCAAACUAUGAGCUUAGAAUUGCAGACGACAUUUAUACACUGAUAAAUAACUUUUCGGCGGCCACAAUGCUAGAUACCGUGAAUACAAAUUACACACCAAAGGCUGCAGGUGAAACUGAGUACAUCAGGAUAGAAAUCGACGCAGAAGAAUCGUACACGUCAACCACAUUCUUUGCUUUACGGGCAAAGGACGAAGCUGGAAACCUUGGCGAUGUUUCUAACAUCGUUUCUAUUCUUGUUGCCAAUGGAUACAGAAUACAAGCAGAAGGUGACGUUGAGAAACCUAACCGCACAAACAAAGUUUUUCAGUUUAAUACUGAGGAAGAACAUGUUGAAGGAAAACUUGAGGAGGAAGAAGAAGAGGAAGAAGAAGAACCUACAAGUCGAUACUACGACAGUAACAGUCAACAGCUCGAUGAUAACAUGUUGUUAGAACAUGAAAAUGUGCUAGUUCAUGAAUGGGGACACUUAAGAUGGGGUCUAUUUGACGAAUACACCACAAAGAAAAGCAAAAGGUUUUACAUGCACAGUGGAGUUUGGAAUCCAUCCAGGUGCAGUAAACAAGUAGAAGGUACUGUCGGCAUGGGUUCAAGAUGUAGAAGUACAUCGUCCUGUACAGUUACUGACACAACUAAAGUGAUGGAUAAAAACUGUAAAUUUUGUCCCGAUGAAACACAAUCCCAGUCAAAUUUAAGUUCAAUAAUGGCAUACAACUGGGUGGAUGGGAUAUCAAUGUUUUGUGAUAAUGAAGAUGAUGAAAUUAUCCCCAUACAUCAGAGGCAUAACAGUAAAGCCCCAACCAAACAAAAUGACAAAUGCAAGGGCCGUAGUGCUUGGGAAGUAAUGAGGGACCAUACUGACUUCAAAUCAGAACCUCUACCAGCAUCUACAAAUACAACUCCUAUAUUCAACGUCCUACGUGAAACUGACGGUAACCGUGUCUUUGUUUUAGACGUUUCUGGUAGUAUGGAUGUUUCUGAUAGAAUCAAAACGCUAUAUCAAGCCAGUGAGUACGUGAUACAAAAUAGAAUUCCAGACGGAAGUUGGCUCGGUAUUGUUUGGUUCAGCUCGUCUGCCUCCAUCAAAAUGAAUUUAACUCAAGUCGUGUCGCAAGAAGUAAGAGACAAUCUUGUCGGUGCAUUACCACAAACAACCGGUGGAGGGACCUGUAUUGGAUGUGGAAUAGAAAAAGCAUUACAGAUUUUCAGGUUUGUUCUUACAGAUUUAACAGGUUGUGAAAUCAUAGUAAUUUCAGACGGCCAAGACAACGGUGGUGAUAGCCUUGAUUCCGCUGUCGAGCACGCUAUAAAUGAAAAAUGUGUCAUACACACCAUUUCUAUUUCCCAAGCAGCAGAUGAAAGAAUGAUUUCCAUGGCAACAAGAACAGGAGGAAUUCAUAUUUCUUACCUCGAGACUGGCACAAUAAGUUUUGCAUCUCUCUUUAUGGAGCUUGUUUCUAGCGGUGUUACACAGUCAGCUUUAGAGUCGACCACGCUAAUAUCGGAGACGGUUGACGCACUGGCUUCAUCGCCGUUUUCGUUCACAUUUGAGGUAGAUAACAGUGUCGGGAAGAAUACUACCGUUAGUGUACUUCAAAAGGUAUCGACGUCUAUACGAAUUGAGGUUGAAGGUCCCGAUGGAACAUUGUACCCACAACAUAGCAACGCCGAUAGUCUUGUCCUAGAUAUUCCUGGGACAGCAGGGCCUGGACAAUACAAUGUGACAAUCGACGCACAAGCACCUUUUGAAUAUUAUGUCACAUCUCUGCCAACUGGACCGGAAGUGGUGCGGGUUGUCUCGUGGAUAAGUCCAGCUGAUUUCAACUUUUCGUCUGAUGAUCUGCCUGUAGUAGAAGCUGAUGUACUGAAAGGGAGGGCUGCUGUUUUAAAUGCAAAUGUGACUGCAGUUAUAGAGACAGGUGGUUCAGAUCCGUGUACCGUUGCAUUACUUGAUGAUGGGGUCGAUCCAGACGACACUGCAUAUGAUGGAGUUUAUGCUGCUGUAAUACCAAGGUUUUGUAUUCAAAAUAAUGGUCGCGUAACUGCAAAGGUGUAUGCUCAAGCAGAAGGUGGUUCAGCGUCUGUUCAGGACACUUUUAGUGGCGGGGCAGGAUAUCCAGAUUCAGAUGAAGAGUUUGAAGAGCCAGAAGUUCUUGAAGACAGCUUCCAGCGUGUCUCUUUGCGUAAUGAGAUUCUGGUAUCUGACUUCUCGAAUGCCAUUGCGAAUACUGACAUCACAUCGCCUGGUCGUGUCACAGAUGUAGAUGUUAUAGAUAUAUCUACAGAAAAAACAAAUUAUGGUGAGAGCAGAAACUUCACCAUCACGUGGACGGCAACAGGAAAUGACGUCAACAUUGGACAAGCUACAGGCUAUGAGCUGAGAAUUGCAGACGACAUCCAUACCCUGAUUAAUAAUUUUUCGUCUGCAACACUGCUAGAUGUUGUCAAUGCGAACUAUACACCAAAAGCGGCUGGUGAAGUGGAGUAUCUAAGACUAGAAAUAGACGCAGAAGAAUCGUACACGUCAACCACAUUCUUUGCAAUGCGGGCAAAGGACGAAGCUGGAAACGUAGGUGAUGUUUCUAACAUCGUUUCUAUUCUUGUUGCCAAUGGAUACAGAAUAACUGUAGAAGGUGAUGUAGAUUUUAUAUUCAGUACUGAAGAAGAUCCCGUUGAAGGAGGAGAAGAGCAGACGAAAAAUCUGACAACGCUGGCCAUUGGUUUAUCAUGUGCAGCAGCGGUCGUCGUCAUAGUGAUAGUAGUGGUAGCGGUGUUUGUAAAAAAAUCCAAAUGUGACAGCAAGACGAUCACCAAAGAUUGUGAGCAUGGCAGUAGGUCCUCUACAUAUACUGUUUCCUUUGAUAACCCGCUGAAAAACUAACUUUGAUAACUUUGGCACAGGAAACUUCCACUUAAAAACUUACAAGCCACAGAAAUCUUACUAACCACAUAAAACUCCUACUGAAGAACUGACAACCCACAGAAAACUUACAAACUAAGAAAAAUCUCCUGCUGAAAAACUGACAACCCAUAGAAAAUUUACAAGCCAAGGAAAAUCUCCUCUGAAAAACUGACAACCAACAGAAAACUUACAAACCACGGAAAAUCUCCUACUGAAAAACUGACAAACCACAGAAAACUUACAAGCCACGGAAAAUCUCCUACUGAAAAACUGACAACCCAUAGAAAACUUACAAGCCAAGGAAAAUCUCUUCUGAAAAACUGACAACCAACAGAAAAUUUACAAACCACGGAAAAUCUCCUACUGAAAAACUGACAAACCACAGAAAACUUACAAGCCAUGGUAAAUCUCCUACUGAAAAACUGACAAACCAAAGAACUUACAUGCCACGUAAAAUCUCCCACUGAAAAACUGACUAGCAAUUGAAAACUUACAAGCCACAGAAAAAUCCUACUGAAAACGGACAAGCCACAAAAAAAAACCUACAAGCCACAGAAAACUUCAACUGAAAAACCACAGAAACUCCCCCUUAAAAGCUGACAUAUUGAUAAAUAAUAUUCUUUUAAUCUGCAUUCAGAUAUAGUUCAGCUACAUUGAAAAUUAUAUUUUAUAAAUUUCACUAGUUGCUUAUCAGAAUAUAAUCAUUUGAUAGAUUACAAUAAAACACAAAUAUAGAAUAAAAUUCAAUAAAAACCGUGCUUCAACCCAUAUGCAUAAAGUUAUGUAAAAAAAAUCAAAUUGAGUAGUUUAACAUUAUUGCACUGUAAUAGAGAAGAAUGACCAGUUAUAAACCUAUAUCAAUGUUUAUUACUUCAGCAGUAUGUCACAAAGUUAAAGACUUCUUUUCUACAAAUGUAUGAACCUUAACUCGAAAACAUGCUAAAGAAAUAUUAAAACUCCUAUUCCCUGUAUAAACAUAUCUUUUUAGCUCACCUGUCACAAAGUGACAGGGUGAGCUUUUGUGAUCGCUUUUCGUCCGGCGUCCGUCCGUCCGUAAACUUUUACUUUAAAUUACAUCUUCUCAUAAACCACUAAGCCAACUUCAUCCAAACUUCACAGGAAUGUUCCUUUGGUGGUCACCUUUUAAAAAUUGUUCAAAGAAUUUAAUUCCAUGCAGAACUCUGGUUGCCAUGGCAACCGAAAGAAAAAACUUUAAAUAUCUUCUUUUAAAAAUCCCUAAGAACUAGAGCUUAGAUAUUUAGCAUGCAACAUCUUCUAAUGAGUGUCUACCAAGUUUGUUCAAAUAAAAGCCCUGGUAUCAAAAUUGGUCCCGCCCCAGGGGGUCUUUGAUUUUCC